CACCUUUUGAAAAGGUCUUGUCUUUUCAAAGUAGUAUUCGUCUUGGCCACUCUUUGCCUGCUAUAUAGCUUGUCCCCCAAGCUUCUGUAUCGAAGGGACGCAAGAAAAUCGCUCCAUGAAUACUUGACCAAGACACUGUUGACUGAUAAUGGAGACACCCUCCACUGGAACAGACUGUUCAUGCUUAGUGGAGACUCGUCAAACUUGAAUUCUUCCAACCUCGACAAAUUUAAUGAAAAAACAAAAACCUACGAUUACCAAAAAACAAGAGAACUAAGGACCUCCUCCUGGGGUCACACUGCUGUGAGAACGCUUCAACAAGUACAUCGACAUAUGCCAAACAUAGUCAUUCCAAGAGGACAGAACAAAAGCCUUGAAGUGCUUUUAAGAAGAGGUGUUAUUGAGCCAGCGACUGAUCUAGUGACAACUGACACGAAGGUUAUCCUCUGGUAUUCUCCGACGAGAUAUCAUCCAGUAUUAUCGAGAUUACAUCCCUUGCGUGGAUGUCCAGAAUCCCGAUGUCGAGUCACGACAAACAGAGCCUUUUAUGAGCAGAGUGAAGCCCUCGUGUUUACAGCACAGCUCUUAGACAAGGCGCCACCAGAGAAACUUGUAAACCAAGUGUGGGUAUUACAUAAUCAUGAAUCUCCACGAUGGUCGAAGAAGGAGAUACAUUUGUACAACGGACACUGGAGCUCAAGGUUCAACUGGACGAUGGACUACAGAGCAGACUCCGAUAUCAGGGCCCCAUACGCAAUCUUCCGAACGAAUAAUGGAAAAUUUCGUAAACGCGAACAACCACCAAGAAACUACACACAAAUCUGGUCAUCGAAGAAGGGAACGGUUGCAUGGAUGGUUAGCAACUGCAAAACCAUUAGUAGAAGAAUGGAAUAUGUUCUGGAACUGAGUAAAUAUAUCCAGGUUGAUAUAUACGGUCGUUGUGGUAAUAUAAAAUGCCCCAGGUCUGAUGACGAAUCAUGUCUAAAACAUAUUUCGAAGAAAUAUAAAUUCUACCUAGCCUUUGAAAAUGCGUUUUGUAAAGACUACAUAACGGAGAAGUUUUUCCGUUAUUUUAACUCAGAUAUGAUCCUUGUGACCAGGGGUGGUGGUAACUACACUGCCGUUGCGCCCUCAGGAACCUUCAUCAACACAGCUGACUUCGUUUCACCUCAGCGCCUUGCACAGCGGUUGGCCGAGCUGGCUGACAGUGAAAGAGACUAUGUCAAUAUUCUACGCCUGAAAGACCUGUAUCAGUCCGUUUGGGAGGAGCACCCUAUCGUUAGAGAUGGACAUAUUGUAUAUAUGACCUAUCACUACGAGGCGAUGCCUAUGUGUGAACUAUGUGACAGAUUGUGGCAUGUUGACAAGUACAGGACAUUCUACACGGAUAUUGAGAAGUGGUUUGAUAAAGGGAUUUGUUUUCAACCAAAUGAUUUAUCUUCAUAAAUAACGUUGCCAAAAGAAGUAACGCUUGCUGUACGGUGUCAUAUACGGUGUCAUUUACUGUAUAUGCAAAUUGUGUGGGCGGAACAUGCCUACCCUGCUGUAAUCACUGAAUUUCAGUGUGUAGAUUAUUUUAUCUUUUAAUGAUGUAAUUCAUGUCCCUGUCAUUUUUAAUGUAAAAUGUAAAAUACGUCAGGUUGACUCGGGUUCUGCCAUUUCCAGAAUUUUCCACUAUUAUCUUCCGAAAAGAUUAUUGAUUAGUUUUUUUUUGUUUUGUUUUUUUGGUUUAACGCCGCACUC
Messenger RNA from Haliotis rufescens (red abalone), 1743 nucleotides. RefSeq names its product glycoprotein 3-alpha-L-fucosyltransferase A-like. The transcript has a single exon. Gene Ontology annotation, cellular component: membrane. NCBI's taxonomy places the organism in Eukaryota, Metazoa, Mollusca, Gastropoda, Lepetellida, Haliotidae. Gene Ontology annotation, molecular function: alpha-(1->3)-fucosyltransferase activity. The coding region runs from base 181 to 1446 and encodes 421 amino acids. The record is from RefSeq and is a predicted model, not a curated record.